CUGUAGGCAAUGUUUAGACCAAUGACAAGAUGAGGUGGGUGGGGCCCGAGACGAACGAAAUCUCCGUGCCAAAAUGUUGCACAAAAUUAUUAAUUUGACCGUCAGGGAUGUGAGAUUCCCGACAUCUUUGGAGCAGCACGGCUCAGAUGCGAUGCACACCGACCCGGAUUAUUCAGCCGCGUAUGUUGUCGUCGACACGGACUGCGGCCUGAGAGGUUUCGGCCUCACGUUUACUUUGGGAAAAGGCACCGAGAUUGUGGUGUGCGCCGUGCAGGCCCUGGCAGGACUGGUCGUGGGGAAAAGCCUGCAGGAGAUUGUGAGCGACUUCCGCGGGUUCUACCGCCUCCUGACCAGUGAUGGCCAGAUGAGAUGGUUAGGACCAGAGAAAGGAUUGAUCCACCUGGCCACUGCUGCAGUCCUGAACGCAGUGUGGGAUCUGUGGGCGAGGGCGGAGGGCAAGCCACUGUGGAAGCUGCUCGUUGACAUGGAUCCCAAGCAGAUUGUCUCAUGCAUUGACUUCAGAUACAUCACCGAUGUCCUUACAGAGAAGGAGGCUCUAGACAUACUUGUGAACGCACAGGAGGGCAAGCGGCAGAGAGAGGAUCGGAUGCUGAAAGAGGGUUACCCUGCAUACACCACCUCCUGUGCUUGGCUUGGAUACUCAGACCAGCAGCUCAAGCAGCUCUGCACCGACGCACUUGAAAGCGGCUGGACCAAAUUUAAGGUGAAAGUCGGCGCUAAUCUAGAGGACGACAUUCGCAGGUGUCGACUCAUCAGGCAAAUGAUUGGACCAAAUAAUACAUUGAUGAUCGAUGCCAACCAGAGAUGGGACGUUGCCGAGGCCAUCAGCUGGGUGUCCAGCCUCUCUGAGUUCAAGCCUCUUUGGAUCGAGGAGCCCACGUCUCCAGACGACAUCCUGGGUCACGCUGCUGUCUCCAAGGCUUUGGCUCCACUCGGGAUUGGAGUGGCGACAGGGGAGCAGUGUCCUAACAGGGUGAUGUUUAAGCAGUUCCUCCAGGCCUCAGCGGUGCAGUUUGUCCAAAUAGACAGCUGUCGGCUGGGCAGUGUCAAUGAAAACCUGGCUGUACUGCUGAUGGCCCACAAGUUCCAGGUGCCUGUUUGUCCUCAUGCUGGAGGAGUCGGUCUCUGUGAGCUCGUCCAACAUCUGAUUCUGUUUGACUACAUCUGUGUGUCUGCAAGUCUCAGCAACCGGAUGUGCGAAUACGUGGACCACCUCCACGAACACUUCACCAGCCCUGCGGUGAUUCAAGACGCCCACUACAUGGCCCCAAAGGAUCCAGGCUAUUCUUGUGAGAUGCUGGAGUCGUCAGUGCAGAGACACCAGUACCCGGAAGGAGAUGCAUGGAAGCUGCACACGAACAAAUGAGUUUAUCUUGAACAUGUCACCCAAGGCUCUUUCAGACCUAUAAUUAGACUGGUCUAACUUGCACUAACAAAACCCAUCCAG
Xiphias gladius (swordfish) is the source of this 1468-nucleotide messenger RNA. RefSeq names its product enolase superfamily member 1 (gene enosf1). The record is from RefSeq and is a predicted model, not a curated record. The transcript has 15 exons. Lineage: Eukaryota; Metazoa; Chordata; Actinopteri; Istiophoriformes; Xiphiidae. Gene Ontology annotation, biological process: carbohydrate catabolic process; amino acid catabolic process. The coding region runs from base 74 to 1387 and encodes 437 amino acids. Gene Ontology annotation, molecular function: L-fuconate dehydratase activity; magnesium ion binding.